CUCCUCCUUCCUCCAUCAGCUCACAGUCAGUCAGGAACUCUUGUCAGGACUCUACUGGUUCACUUGAUACGAGCAGUGGGACUUUGCUCCAGUCAUGGUUCGGGUUUCUUGGCCCGUGUUUGUGCUGCUGCUGUUGGUGGCUGUUGCUGUGGUGAGGGCCAACUCUGGAGACAAACUGGUAAGGAAAAAAAGAGAAUGGCUUCCCCCACCAAAGAUACUGCUGGAGAAUAAAGACUACACUCAAGAGGAGUCUGUUGCCAAGAUUCACUCAGACUUUGAUGAUGGCACAGGGAAUAUUCGCUACUCCUUGGAAGGCGUUGGUGCAAACCAAUAUCCCUUCCAUGUGUUUGUCGUCAACCCUCAAACUGGUCUAAUUCGUGUGACCCAAAGGCUUGACAGGGAGGUCAUUGAUUCGUAUAAUCUGUCAGGUGUUGCAAUGUUCACUGAUGGCAGGCAGGCAGAGAGACACAUUGCCAUACGAUUCAAGGUUGGAGACGAGAAUGACAACUCUCCAGUUUUUGGAGCCAUCCAGCAGGGGAAGGUGAAUGAACUCAGUGCUGCAGGGACCUCGGUAAUGAAAAUCACUGCAACUGAUGCUGAUGAACCAGGGCAUGAGAACUCUCAGAUCGCCUACAGCAUCAUAGAUCAGAAUCCACCCCAUGACAUGUUCUACAUUGAAUCUGAUGGGACCAUCUAUGUCAAAAAUAUUUUAGACAGAGAGACAGCAGAUCUCUACACUCUUACAGUGAAAGGACAAGACCUCAAUGGCAAACCAGGCGGAAACAGUGAAACCAGCACUGUUACCAUUAAGAUCCAAGACGUGAACGAUAACCUUCCCACUCUGGAAAAAGACAAGUAUGAAGCCAGUAUUGAGGAGAACACUGAGGGUGUGGAGGUGAUGAGACUCAAAGCACAAGACCUGGACUUAGAGGGCACAGAAAACUGGGAAGCUGUGUUUGAGAUUCUCAAAGGCAACGAGGCUGGCUACUUCAGCAUUAGAACUGACCCUGUCACCAACGAGGGUAUCCUAAUGCUUGACAAGGCUGUAGAUUAUGAGGAUGUGAAAGACCUUGAACUGGGACUAUCUGUGAGAAACAAGGCUGAACUAUUUGGAUCUGGGGCGAGUGGUGGAGCUGGUAUAAGCUUUGGAGGGGGGGGGGGAGGCGGAGCAGGUGGUGGAGGUGGAGGAGGUGGAGGUGGAGGUGGAGGUGGAGCUGGAGCUGGAGCUGGAGCUGGAGGUGGAGGAGGUGGAUCGGGAGUAUCAUCAUGGCAAAGUGGGACCACAUUUAAAACCUAUCCGAUCAAAAUCAAUGUGAAGAACCAGCCUGAGGGGCCACGUUUUGACCCCGAAACCAAAGCUAUUCCCAUCUCAGAGGGAAGCCACACCAUCAACAUUAAAGAUGUUAUUGCCCGCUACCCUGCAAUAGAUGGAGACACUGGGAAACCAGCUGAGAAUGUCAGGUAUGUGAAGGGUUCAGAUCCUGACAACUGGCUAACCAUCGACCCAGAGACAGCUGAGAUCAAAUUGAACAAGAUGCCUGACAGAGAAUCUCCGUACAUUGUCAAUGGAUCAUACUCUGCUCAAGUACUCUGCAUUUCAGAAGACAUGCCCGGUAAAACAUCCACUGGCACCAUAGCUAUCCAGGUGGAGGAUUUUAAUGACCACUGCCCCACCCUGACCAGUGAUUUCCAGACUAUGUGUACCACAAGUGAUAACGUUAUUGUGAACGCCAAAGAUGAGGAUGGAUUCCCCAACGGACCCCCUUUUGACUUCGAUAUUGUCCCAGAAGGCACUAAGGGCAAGUGGCAGGUGGAGCAUCUCAAUGACACUGCAGCUAUCCUGAGGGCCCAGGAGUCCAUGUGGCCUGGUUUCUAUGAAGUGGAAUUUUUAGUAAAGGAUGAGCAGGGACACGUCUGUCCAGAACCACAGAAAGUGACAGUCCAAGUUUGUACCUGUGAGGAUGGAGUGGUGUGUGGAAAAAGGGGGGCCAAUGGUCAGCCCAGCAAAGGAGCAGAGUUAGGGCCUGCAGGCAUUGGACUGCUAUUCCUGGGCCUGCUGCUAUUAGCACUCAUUCCUCUGUUGCUGCUCUUCUGCCAAUGUGGGGGGGCUGCGGGUCUGCCAGGGGGCUUUACUGAGAUGCCUUUCGACACCAAAUCACACCUCAUUAACUACCGCACUGAGGGCCAGGGAGAGAACACGGAGGUGCCACUGCUGAACUUGCCAACACAAAUAGAUGGAGAUUUGAUCAAAGUGGAUACAGGCAUGGGUACCAAAACUGCAGCAAUGGAACAGUCAGUCACUUCCAUGGAUGGGAUGAACGGGGCCGGUUUUGCAGUUGACCACAGACAGUGGGAGGGGGUGAACCAGAGGAGCGGCAGUGGCUUCUACUCUGAGUUUGAGGGCAGAGAAUCAGGAGGAGGUGGAGGAAUUUAUGAUGGCAUGGCUCUGUCGGACCACUUCCUGGGACAGUACUACAGUCAGAAGGUGACCAGUGGCAAUGAGAACCUUGGAGUGAAGGACAGUCUUCUGAUUCAUGACUAUGAGGGCCAGGGCUCCUCUGCGGGCUCAGUGGGCUGCUGCAGUCUCCUGGAGUCUGACAAUGACCUGCAGUUCCUCAAUGACCUCGGACCAAAGUUUAAGACCCUGGCUGAGGUGUGCGGAGGCAAGACGAUCCAAACUGAAGUCAAACCAGUGUUCUCCCCUCCGCCCAGUACCACCAUCAACACUCCGACCUCAGUGUCAAGUUUGAUAACUGCCCCACAGCUGCCCCCUUCACACAAGCUGCAGCCAACUGUCUCAAAAACGGAGCAGACUAUGGUCAGGGAGACAUCUGAGCAUUCUCAGGUGGUGAAGGAAAGUAUGACCCCAAUGAGAGGAGGGAAAGCAAAUCAAGGCCAGAUGCUCCUGCUACAGCAGCAGCCUGUGUACUACACCUCCACCCCUGUGCUGCAACCAAUGCAAUAUGUAGUCCAGCCACAGGUUCAGAACACCAUGCUGUUGGCUGAGGCACCACCCACCAACCUGCAGGGCAUGGUACUGGUUAACGGCACCCAUACUGGACCUGCCCAAGGCGUGGUCGUUCAGGGUCAGACAGUGAUGUCUAGUGGACAAUCCCAAGGCCCCAACAUGGUACUGGUGGAAAGGAGCGGGAUCCAUGGGGACAGUACCAACCUGAUCCACACUGGCUCCCAGCCCAUGAUGGUCAUGGAGGGCAAGGUACCUGUAGGGUCAAUGAAUCUGCUGAAAGGGAGUCAGACCUGCCUCGUGCAGGGAGGUACCCUACAGCAAGGAGGGCUUUCAGGUUCUCAGAGAGUUCUGGUGGUUGGAGCGCCAGCAAGCAGUGGAGGGCAGUUGGUCCAGGAAGCACAAGGUCUGUCCAAGAUGAGUGAUAUUUCAGGUUCUCAGAGAAUACUCUACAGAACGGGCAGCACAUCCACUGGCCUUCAGGGCAGUGUGGUGGGUUCCUCUACCACCACAGUGAGCACAACCCCCACCUACCACAAGGUGGUGCAAGAGACCAGAGAAAUUCACUGAAGUGUCAUGUCAAACUUCUAGCAAGGCAGUCUCUCAAGUAUUUUUAUGUGUGAUGCUCUGAAGGUGUGGCUACAGCAGUUUGACUAGGAACAUGUACCUGCAUGUUCACACUUCUUCUGUUUGACACUAACACACUCAUACAUCCUCUUUUACAGCACUGUUUGAAGACAAGUGAACCUGGCUUUUUGAAAUCAUACAUCAUUGAGAAAUAUUUAUAUUCACAGUUUUCUGGAAAAAUAUUUUUUGCAACCUAAAUUUUGGAUCUAAAUACACUAUAGUCAAAUGUUGUCUAAUCAGGGUAUUUAUGACUUUCUUGGGAUGUUUUCAAUGAACAGUAAUGGUUCAAAUGUGUCACUGUACAGAAGGCUGAUGGGAUGUUUCUUAUAGCUUGUUUCAUUCAUAUUCUGUAAAUUCUGUAGGGCAGAACAGAUUUCUCCUCAUUACCUUACAUUACAAACCUGACCAGCUGUUUUCCAGAUUAUUGAAUUAUAAUUUAAAUGUUCAUAUAAUGGCCAGGGAGAAAACCUCCACCACAUCAUCGUGGGGAAAAUUCUGUUUGACAUAUCCACAUAUUACAGGACAACAGCACCUAAACGAACACAAAGACAAACACCCUGCCAAGCUCAUGCUAUUUACAAUGAUUCUGUAAUAGUAGUAUAACUUCUAAGCAAUUAGAUUUAAACAUCCACUUGUACUCAUUUACAUUUUAGUUUCUUGUGACCAAGCUUGAUCUAAACAUUCUUUACUUCACUACUACUUUUCUUCUCAUGUUUAUAAGAGUUGAAUCAAUUGCAGUAAAUAUUUCAUGCUUAACAAAAUGUUUCUUUAGUCAGUGUCACAGUGUCAUGAGUCAUGUCUUUUGGUCAAAAAUUUGAAAUGGCAAAUGUAACAUUUAAACCAGUUGAGCAAUUCAACUCUUUUCUGACAUUAAAACCGACAAAAUGUUCCAUCAUUUCUUCUUCUAUACUUUUUUCUAUUGUGUGUAGGCUACAUGUUCAUGGUUAUAAAUGGUAUAAUGGGGGUUUGAUUUAUUACUGUGCAGUUGCUUAUGUGUUGGAAUGCGUUUCACAUUAUGUCAUAAUAUGUCUAAUGGAAAACAUCUAUUUCACACUUACUUUCUUCAAUAAGUCUUUUGUAUAACAAUUCGUAUUAGUCUUUUCUUAAAAAUGAAUUUUAACAUGUUACUGCUGAUGUUCACCAUUGUGCCAGAAAGAAUCAAUUAUCCACUCUCUGUGGAUAUUGAAUAUGUGUCACCUGGUUUUAUCUAUCAACUUUUGUUAUUUUAUAUUACUACGAUACUUUUCACAGUAUUUUGUUGUCCCUGUGUUUUAUGAUAACAUUGUUGUUACUUCUGUGUUUAUGCUGGUUUAUGAUUAUUAUUAUUAUGAUUAUUAUAUUAUAAUAAUCAUAAUAAUAAUAAUAUUAGUCAUCUUUGUUGCAGCUCAGAUUUGGGCCAUGGAACUGGGCCUAUAUUGGAAGAAAACCAGCAUGUGACUCAAGUAUGGGCUGCAUUUAUUUUGCUAUCUGGGGAUGAGGUGGGUCUAUAGAGCUGUUGUGCAACUAAAAAUUAAAAUUACAUUGAAAUAAAUGAAAGUGAGCUUUGAAUUGAA
Seriola dumerili (greater amberjack) is the source of this 5145-nucleotide messenger RNA. Its product is annotated as desmoglein-3-like. The coding region runs from base 95 to 3535 and encodes 1146 amino acids. Lineage: Eukaryota; Metazoa; Chordata; Actinopteri; Carangiformes; Carangidae. Gene Ontology annotation, cellular component: desmosome; plasma membrane. The transcript has 15 exons. Gene Ontology annotation, molecular function: calcium ion binding. Gene Ontology annotation, biological process: homophilic cell-cell adhesion. The record is from RefSeq and is a predicted model, not a curated record.